This is a messenger RNA of Penicillium verhagenii, 2865 nucleotides long. Its product is annotated as translation initiation factor 2. Gene Ontology annotation, molecular function: translation initiation factor activity; GTP binding; GTPase activity. Gene Ontology annotation, biological process: translational initiation. The record is from RefSeq and is a predicted model, not a curated record. The transcript has 3 exons. The coding region runs from base 1 to 2865 and encodes 954 amino acids. Lineage: Eukaryota; Fungi; Ascomycota; Eurotiomycetes; Eurotiales; Aspergillaceae.
AUGCACAGGCGAGCGGUCACAAGGCUUUCCCGCCGCGUCGAGCUUUCUUCGACCAGCGUAACGGCCUCAACCCCGACCUUCUCCUCUCAGCGGAGCUUCCAAUCCUCCGCACCCCAUCGAAAUUCAGAAUCCGGUGAUAAUAACAAUGAUGGAACGCCUUCGGCCCCUUCGAAGCCAUCGGCUUUUAAGCCCAAGUUUGGUGCUCCCAAGCCUGGUGCAGCCAAGUUCGGAGCUCCCAAGUUCGGAAGCAAAUGGGGACCUGGAACAUCGCAGCCCGUCGGUUUAAGUGCUGCGGAGCAAGCAUUGCGCGACGCGAUGGUUGCUAAAAGCAAGCCGCCACCACCUCCACCAUCCGCUCCAGAGCAGGAGCGCUCAUCGCCGAUACGGAAUCAAAGAUGGGCCAAGCGCUCGUAUACGGACUCGCCCGCCAGAGAAGAAAACCUUCGUGGCCUACACCACCGACAACGACAUACGGAGGAUCAUCAGGCACCAUCGGGACAUCGGAGAGACUGGAACAGGGAAAGGAGACCGAGGGAGGAAAAACAAGUGACGCGGAGUACGACCGAUUGGGACUGUCCAAGUUGCCAAAAAAUGGUAUUUCAACGACACUCGAAUUGCCCUUUCUGCAAAACCCCACGACCAGAUUCGCCAUCAUGGCAAGCACGGCCACCGCGGGAUAGGGAGCAGUCUGCCAAGUUUCGGAGCCUAGGUCGCUCAUUUCUGGCCGACUCUGCAGAAGCCGAGCCUGCGUCAAAGACACCAAAGAAGGAUACAGCUAAGGCUAAAGAAUCCACAGCCAAGGUUGACAAAAAGCCAGCUGUCGACCAGUGGUCAUGGGAUAUGUCUUCCCUGGAGAACUUAGAGACAGAGGAAGUGGAUGAAGAUGUGCCACAAGAUAUGAAGAAGUCUAAGCGCCGCGAUGGGGGAAAGCAGCGGGGAUCUGAGUCCGCAGAGUUCGAGGCUGAGAACCGUGAUCGGCGGCGCGAGGCGCGCCAGCGCAAGAAGGACAAAGAAGCGAAGAGGGAGCAAGCGCGUGCUGCUCCCCAGCCUCUUUACCUCCCUGAGUUCAUUAGCGUUAACAACCUGGCUGAUGUCAUUGGUGUUCGGCCCGCUCAGUUUAUUAUGCGCAUGGAGGAAAUGGGCUUUGAAGAUGUUGAAUACAACCAUGUGCUGGAUGCCGAGACUGCUGGAUUGGUCGCUGCCGAGUAUAAUUAUGAAGCUAUCUUUGAUACUGGGUCCGAUAAUAUUGAGGCUGCGCCGGUGCCCGAGGAUGUUUCUGGCUGGCCAUCUCGACCGCCUGUGGUCACUAUCAUGGGCCAUGUUGACCAUGGUAAAACCACUAUUCUGGAUUGGUUGCGAAAUUCUUCAGUUGCUGCGACUGAGCACGGUGGAAUUACCCAGCACAUUGGUGCCUUCUCCGUGCCAAUGCCUUCCGGAAAAUUGAUUACUUUCUUGGAUACUCCUGGGCAUUCGGCAUUCUUGGAAAUGCGCCGUCGUGGUGCCGAUGUCACCGACAUUGUUGUUCUGGUGGUGGCUGCGGAUGACAGUGUCAAACCUCAGACUAUUGAAGCCAUCAAGCACGCGACACAAGCCAAUGUUCCCAUCAUUGUUGCCAUGAGCAAGAUUGACAAGGAGGGCCGCAACCCUGAUCGCGUGAAGCAAGAUCUAUCGGUCCACGGUGUUCACGUUGAAGAUUACGGUGGUGAUGUCCAGGCCAUCGGAGUCAGUGGUAAGACUGGAGAAGGUAUGCUUGAGCUCGAGGAGGCUAUUGGCGCCCUUUCAGAGAUGCUUGAUCACCGAGCCCAAAAGACCGGCAACGUCGAAGGCUGGGUUCUUGAAGCUUCCACCAAGACUUAUGGCCGAGUUGCAUCAGCUCUCAUCCGUCGUGGUACGCUGCGACCCGGCGAUAUCAUUGUUGCUGGUAAUACCUGGGCUCGAGUGCGCACUUUGCGUAACGAGGCCGGCUUGACCGUCAGUGAAGCUACACCGGGAAUGCCUAUUGAGAUUGACGGCUGGAGAGACCAACCUGCCGCUGGUGCUGAGAUUCUACAGGCAUCUACUGAGCAGAAGGCCAAGGAUGUUGUGCAAUAUCGCCAGGACCGAGUAGACACCGAGAAGCUCAGUCAGGAUAUGGUUGCGAUUAACGAGGCCCGACGAGAGCUUUCCGAGAAGCGCAAACUUGAAGAGGAAGCCGAGUCGGAUGAUGCGGCUACUCCAACAGCAGCUGAACCAAGUGGCCCCAAGGCAGUCAACUUCAUCAUCAAGGCCGAUGUUGAUGGUUCUGCCGAGGCAGUCAUGAACUCCAUGGCUGCCAUCGGAAACAACGAGGUCUAUGCCAACAUCCUUCGCUCGGGAGUUGGUCCCAUAACAGAGUUCGAUGUUGAGCAUGCUGCCGCUGCUAAGGGCAGACUGAUCUCUUUCAACCAGCCCAUCGAUCCAGGCAUGAUGCGCAUGGCGGAACAAGACGGUGUAAAGAUCAUGGAUCACAACAUUAUCUAUAAGCUCAUUGACGACGUCAAGGCGGAUCUCAGUCAAUACCUUGCACCCACUAUUACCCAACGUGUGACUGGUGAAGCCGAGAUUGGCCAAAUCUUCGACAUCACCGUCAAGGGUCGCGACAAGAUCGCUAUUGCGGGUUGUCGUGUGCGUAACGGUACAGUCAACAAGGCUCGCAAGGUCAGAGUCCUACGACGCGACGUCACUGUUUACGAUGGCACGAUGACUUCGCUCAAGAACGUCAAGAAGGACGUUACGGAAAUGCGCAAAGACACCGAGUGUGGUAUUGGAUUCGAUGGUUGGUCCGAAUUUGCUGUUGGCGAUCACAUCCAGUGCUAUGAGGAAAUCCACGAGAAGCGCUUCCUCUAA